GUGCAAUGGGACAGGAAGUGAUACGGAAGAAGCAGCCGAGCAAGCCAUUUGGGGGAAAGGAGAUACUCUUUACCCCAGAAUUCUGGUUCUGCCAUUUGUUGUGCAAGUUGUGACAGGAAUGUGUUGAAAGGGUAUAAAGCGUACGGAACUUUCACUGUAAUCCACACAGCUGAGGAGAAGAUAGUUCUUAGACUAGCUAAAGUUCACUGGACGGCUACAACACACACACACACACUUAGAAAAACCACAAGAUAUCAGGACUAAAACAGACUGUGAUGGACUCCACCACACUGGUUGCAGUGUUGCUUCUCCUCUCCACAGGGAUCCAGUCAGCAAAACGUUCAGACAACCUUCAACCAACACAAUGGACACUCAGCCCGGACCGCGCAGAAUCCAAAAUCUCCACGCUGCCUGUAAAUGGUAGUGAUAUGGAGGAACCUCGUGUUCUGAGGAUGUCAAGACCCUGUAAAGAUGAGGAUUCUGACUACUGCCUGAACGGACAGUGCAUGUACCCCCCUGACAGCAAUACCCCUGCCUGCACGUGUGAUGCUUCCUACAGCGGAGCUCGCUGUGGUCUGUUGGUCCACCAGGCGACGCUGUGCGAGUUAGCCACAACAGAGGAGGUGAUUGCCAUCUGCGUGGGUGUGGCCAUGUUAGUGUGCUGCCUCACUAUCGGUCUCUACUGCUGCAUCAAGAGAAGGUGUGAAAAACAGCCCCUUCUCUACAAGACCUACGGUGGCUCGGAGAACUCAGUUUGAUCCCCGUCUUCAUCAUCCCCACCGCCAUCAUCAUCAUCAUCUUCAUCAUCAGCAUCAUAAUUACCAUCAUCAUCAUCAUCAUCAUCACCACCAACCUCGUCUUGUUUUGCUGUCCCAACAAUUCCAUAACCAACAAAGACUUCCCAAAUCAAAUUGAGGCUAUUUAUUUAAAUAUCUAAAAUAAGUUAUUAUUAAAAAUAAAAAAUAAUGUAUGUGUACAUGUAUUUAAUGGGGUUUGUUUUGUAACAAAUGUCUAUAAAAUCUGAUCCCUGUUGUCUGAAGAUGGUGAUUUUUCAUAAAGAAGUCAACAUCACCAAUUACAUGAGAGAGGUCUACAUGUUGCCUCAUUUAACCACCAGGUAUUAGAAUUACAACCGAUUGAAAAGAUUCCUAAAACAGCAGGGACACUAACAGUCAGCCAGGUCAGGAUGAAAGAGUGGUACAAAAUGGCACCAUAUUCCCUAUAGAAGGACUCUACAGCCCCGUUUAUACCUGGUGCUAACAUGCACCUGUUGUCACUCCAAAAAUAUACCGUAAAAAGAUUUGCUCCCCCCCCCACCUCGUAGAAUUUACGACGACAAAAUAACAAUAACGACCCUCUGUUUAUAAACGGGGAUAUCGACGUUGCCACUUUAAGCAUGCGUUUGUGUUACAGUCGUUGCAGCGCAGGGCUAUGAGCCAGAAGGUGGAGGGUUUUCACUCUCCCUUCCUGUUUCCUUAGGCCUACGUCACAGAGCCGUCUGCAGACAACGAUCAGCUAAGGGGGGAAAUCUGAUUUUCAACAUUCUGAUGCCAUAUUUAUAAUAUAAAAUAUAUGCAACGAAUUUUCCAACAACAGGUUUCUGUGCCAAUGCACCACACAACCAAUAAAGAAAGCCUACCGGCUUUGUGCGCUUCAAUAUCCAAGUCUAUUGUGGUGUUGAAAACGAAAACGAUGUAAAUCUUGACAAACAGAAAAUACAUCCCUCCCUACCUUGUAGGCUUUACCCAGGAUCAAAGGCUUGGCUUGACUCAGAAUGUCAUUAAACUUUAUGGUGUUUUUGUAA
Salmo salar (Atlantic salmon) is the source of this 1804-nucleotide messenger RNA. RefSeq names its product epigen. Gene Ontology annotation, molecular function: growth factor activity; epidermal growth factor receptor binding. NCBI's taxonomy places the organism in Eukaryota, Metazoa, Chordata, Actinopteri, Salmoniformes, Salmonidae. Gene Ontology annotation, biological process: epidermal growth factor receptor signaling pathway; positive regulation of cell population proliferation; positive regulation of mitotic nuclear division. The record is from RefSeq and is a predicted model, not a curated record.